GUGUAUAACGUGCCCGCUAAGCCACCUUCAACGCCUCGAUCUACAAAUGAACUCUUGAAAGCCUCUUGAAGACUGCAGGAGGAAGACUGGUUAUCACAAACAUGAGUUGAACGCAUCAGGUUGUAUGUCUGAACAAGGAAGGAGUUACCAUGAGCUGCUUAUGAACGUGUGGGCCUGAAACAAUGCGUGUGACCUGAUCGUACAACCAUGACAAGAGCUUCUGUGACUAAAAUUCUCCUUCUGGUGAUCAUCGCCCUCAUCAUCUGCCUCCCGGAGUUUUUCAGGAUAUACUCAGUGUCAGAGGUGAAUUUCCUCUGCCUUUCCUACCAGCCAAGUGAACAAAUGUAUGAGGUAUGGAGAGGAGGUAACAGGUCGCCAGGAAAUCUGAAGGCUUCAACUGCAAAAAAUAAGCAGUGGGAGCAGAUCUGCAUACAAGAGUCUCAAAGAAACCCAAUGGACCUGAAUGCUGAAACACAGGAAGUCCCAGGUGAUUCAAGAAGAGGCUGGUUUAUGUGCGAAACGGACAAAAACAUGGACGUGUUUUACAACAACAUCUCAUCAGCUCUGAUUGUGCUUCUGGAGGUGUCAGUCAGCUUCCAACUCAACGACACAGAGACCAUUAAUGUCACUCUGUACGGCCAAAGCAAUCAGAGCGACCUAUACCUCAACCCACCCGAAGAGGGGAAAGACCAAAUGGAUAAUGGUGCAGCCCAGGGAGAGGCUUUCUACUGUUGUCUUCCUUUCAUUGCCACUUCUAACUCAACCAAUCGCAGCCGCUGUCUCCUUUGGCUCGCCAAUCAAACUGUUCUGACAAGAAAUGAAACAGAAGCGCUACCAUGGAAACGGGCAGAUAAAGGGGUUUGGUGCAGGUACAGGGUGACCUGGAUGGUUCUGAUGUGUGUGGUGUUCCUGAUCAUAGUCAUGGCUGUGAUUCAAAAGAUCUAUGUGGGGAAACGCUCUCACAAAAAACCUGUUGUGGAUCCUAUAGUUAACCACUAUACAAAUCAACAGUUAAAAGGGAAAGCUUACCGAGUAAAGAGGUUUCAGUCUUUGUCUGGACUCUCACCCAUUCCUGAAAUUGAAAGCCAAGAAAGCCCAUCAUCAUUGCUGCCAUCCUCCCAGCUCCUCCCUCACAGAAGAACUUGCGUGCCAAUGGACGUGCAACAAAAGCAGCACAGAAAUGGUCUUACGACGCUCUGAGGCAACAAAAUAAAAAGACUACAUCACCUCAAGGCCUCCUUUGUAGAGACAUAUACAGAAAACACAUAUCACAACUGUGUUUAUUAUUAAAGCCUCCCCAGCGAAGCUAGAUGGACUUUACAAAAAGUGUUUUUUUUUACAUUUCAGGGGAUAAAAGAUGCUCAAGUGAAGAUGCUGUUCCUUUAGAUCUACCAUCAAAAAGAUAACCAGCGGGUGAUCUCUUGCUUUCCCAAAAACACUCA
Messenger RNA from Cyprinodon variegatus (sheepshead minnow), 1442 nucleotides. RefSeq lists its product as uncharacterized. NCBI's taxonomy places the organism in Eukaryota, Metazoa, Chordata, Actinopteri, Cyprinodontiformes, Cyprinodontidae. The record is from RefSeq and is a predicted model, not a curated record. Bases 208 to 1200 code for a protein of 330 amino acids. The transcript has 8 exons.